GGGGUGCAGGGCACGUCCAGCAUUAAGCAGAGUUCCCGAUCCUCUGAGGCAGCUGAAGACGAAAAGGACCAGCGCACAGUGACAGUCAACCCCUCUCACAUGAGAAAGGCAUUCAAGGUCAUGAAUGAAUUGCGGAGCAAGCGGCUCCUCUGUGAUGUGGUGAUUGUGGCCGAAACUGUGGAGAUGGAAGCCCACCGCGUGGUCCUUGCGGCCUGCAGCCCUUAUUUUUGUGCGAUGUUUACAGGAGACAUGUCUGAAAGUAAAGCCAAGAAGAUUGAGAUAAAAGACGUUGAUGGGCAGACCCUGAGGAAGCUGAUUGAUUACAUCUACACUGCUGAGAUCGAGGUCACGGAAGAGAACGUGCAGGUUUUGUUACCAGCUGCUAGUUUACUGCAAUUGAUGGAUGUUAGAAAAAACUGCUGUGACUUUCUUCAGUCCCAGCUGCAUCCCACAAACUGCCUUGGAAUCCGAGCUUUUGCUGACGUGCAUGCGUGUACUGAACUGCUGCAACAGGCAAAUGCCUACGCAGAGCAGCACUUCCCUGAGGUGAUGCUAGGAGAAGAAUUUCUUAGCCUUAGUCUGGACCAGGUUUGCAGUUUAAUAUCAAGUGACAAGCUCACGGUCUCCUCUGAAGAAAAGGUCUUCGAAGCGGUUAUUUCUUGGAUAAAUUAUGAGAAGGAAUCUCGCUUAGAGCACAUGGCUAAACUGAUGGAGCAUGUUCGCCUACCCCUUUUGCCCAGAGAUUAUCUUGUACAGACAGUUGAAGAAGAAGCUUUAAUCAAGAAUAACAAUACCUGUAAAGACUUCCUUAUCGAGGCCAUGAAAUAUCAUUUGCUUCCUCUGGAUCAAAGGCAACUGAUAAAGAAUCCCAGAACAAAGCCAAGGACUCCUGUUAGUCUGCCAAAGGUGAUGAUUGUGGUGGGUGGGCAAGCGCCCAAAGCCAUUCGCAGUGUGGAGUGCUAUGAUUUUGAGGAGGAGCGGUGGGAUCAGGUUGCUGAGCUUCCCUCCCGGAGAUGCAGAGCAGGUGUGGUAUUUAUGGCUGGCAAUGUUUAUGCUGUCGGGGGCUUUAACGGAUCUUUGAGGGUACGGACGGUUGAUGUGUACGAUGGUGUGAAGGACCAGUGGACAUCCAUAGCCAGCAUGCAGGAAAGGCGAAGCACUUUAGGCGCAGCUGUGCUCAAUGAUCUCCUGUACGCAGUGGGCGGCUUUGAUGGCAGCACUGGUCUGGCAUCAGUUGAGGCCUAUAGCUAUAAAACCAAUGAGUGGUUUUUUGUGGCUCCCAUGAACACAAGAAGAAGCAGUGUUGGAGUCGGAGUUGUGGAGGGUAAGCUCUAUGCCGUGGGGGGUUACGAUGGAGCGUCCCGUCAGUGCCUUAGUACCGUCGAGCAGUAUAACCCAGCCACGAACGAAUGGACCUACGUAGCCGACAUGAGCACUCGGCGCAGCGGUGCAGGGGUUGGUGUUCUCAGCGGGCUGCUGUACGCUACUGGGGGGCACGACGGUCCCUUAGUGAGGAAGAGUGUGGAAGUCUAUGAUCCAGGAACAAACACCUGGAAACAAGUAGCAGACAUGAACAUGUGUAGAAGAAAUGCAGGUGUGUGUGCGGUGAAUGGUCUCCUCUACGUGGUGGGAGGAGAUGAUGGCUCCUGCAAUUUGGCUUCGGUGGAAUACUACAACCCCAUCACAGACAAGUGGAUGUUACUACCGACCAGCAUGAGCACGGGGAGAAGUUACGCAGGUGUGGCUGUGAUUCACAAACCGUUGUGACACACGAGCAAGCCAACGCGAGGAGCAGAAGUGCAGUGGAUCCGUGGUGGUGUUGGGAAGAUGACUGACCUCCGACUUGACCCAUCUCAUCGCUGUUAACGUCUUAGCAUGACAAGUGAUACGUCAAAAACAUCAUCUGCUCUGCGGUGGAUUGCAUAGCAAAGCGAAAAUCCCUCCGGGGACAUGUUCCAUGCUAGACGCGAGGUGUUGCUUGUUAUCUGUGGUGCAAUCAACUGUUCUUCUCAAUGGCUUGUGUCCCGAGAUAAACACUGUGCUUGAACUGCAGGCACUGAAUUUCUUGUGUGAAACAAAACUGCUACGUUUGGGCCUGUGAGUAAAAACGAACCCUUCUGGAUUUCUUCACUACUGAUGCUCGGUGCGCAUUGUCGGUUGAACUAUUUACUCACUGUGCCUGGAGGGUGGACUUUACUACUGGCAGUAAAAACUUGUGAGUACCAACUGAGAAAAGCAGUCAGCAGAAACGGACUGGAACAGGGUGCUCUGGCUUGAGUGUGACGCUGUCUCAGUCAUCCGUUUGUACAUGCCACUGGACUGCUGUAUGUAUCCCUGAAAUGCUUGUUGUAUGGCGGAAAUAAAUACCAUGUGAUGAUUUUUUUUUUUUUUCUACUUGCCAUGAAUGCUGUUUGCUGUACGUGAUGGGACCUGCUGGGCAGUGCCUUCCCUGGGGCUGAAGUCUCAGCACCUGAACCACGCAGAACUUCGCAACCCCACAAGACGUGUGCUGCACCGAUGGGGUUUAUUGCUCCUGUGAAACGAUUGUUGCUUGAACAGAAAGUAUUCCCAGCCCCUGCAUUUCAGCUGUGCUGAAAGCCCCAGUUCUAGCUCUGUCCAGCGUCUCGAUGCCAUUUCAUAAUAGCGUGUUUAGAUGUUAAAAGAAAUACCUUGUGGUGCCAUUCAUGUAGAGACGUUACAUACAGUGAGAACCCUCUGUCACGCAAGCAGUGAUUAAUGAGCAAGGUAAAAUACUUGCAGUGUUUUAAUGCUUCCAGAGCACGGAGAUUAGCUAAUCACUGUCACUGUAAUUGCUAUUUUAAUUUUGCCUGUACUGAAGGUGUUCCUCUAUUAGUAUGAAGAAUUCAUAAGAUUAUUCAAAACAGACAAAUCUAGAUCCAGCUGUAAUGUAGCUGUCUUGCUUACAUCCCAAAUUCUUAACACUUUCUGUUUAAGAUGAUGUUUGACCUUAAAAUACCUUUUUGUGUCCUUGUGAGCUCUGGAAUGUUUCUGCAUACAGGGCUGGACUCCCAAAAAACCUCCCCAGCUAAAGAGAACUAAUGAAGAUAAAUAUUUUAUCUCUUUUUUUUCUCUUUUUUUUUUUUCCCCCCUCUGUAGAUCAGCUGAGGCUUUUUAUAGUGGGCAGGUGGCCUGCAGGACAGAAUCUGCCUGUGUUACUAUCGAGCUCCAACACUAACUGCUCUUCUGCUGGCUUCUUUUCCAUAGGUCUCCUGUCAAAAAGACUCCAUGUGACCUUCUACAGUAGAAAAGAAAGAUACUUAAAAAUUUAUUUCAGAGAGAUCUAAGGCUACAUCACACCUUGUGCAGCUUUUGUAGAGGAGUGGGCUACUUCUGUAAAUAAGUAGAUAAAUGUUGGAGCUGACGUGGUCUGUGUAAGGUGGGUGCCUGUUCACUGGGGGGGAAGCAGCACCUACCUUUGCUGUGUGCCUCCCACAGAGAGGGCUGACCUUCAUGGGGAACAUGAAGUAGCACCCACUCCUCUUUGGAAAUUCUUGUUUUGAGAAAAGCAAACUGCCCGAAGACAUGGCAGUAUUGUUUUUGAAGCCUACCCUUCCACCAUAUGUCAGCUCGGAAGUCUUGAAAAGAAUAAAAAAUAUCAAGUCUUUUUAUAAUACCCUUUAAACCCUUUGCUUUGAGUUCUACAAUCUGCAGUGAAACGUGCCAGAAUAGUGGUAUGACAUGCUGCUCUUUUCCAAGGUGUUGCUUACUGUAAAAGCUAUUGAGGAAUGUAUCCGUGUCUGCAGCUGCCUUCAGAUCGGAGUCCUGAGAUGCAUCUUCAGAGUGACAGAAACAAGAUGAUGCCUUGGGUUGCACUGACUCAAAUUCACUGCCCUGAAAGGUGUUUUCCUUUUAUGCAGCCGGUGGGAACAGAGGAUAAAAUGGGACAGGCACAGCAUUUUGGUCAGAGUUGGCAUCUCUGGCGAGACUGAGAUGGGUGGGCAAGCAUUUGGUCCCUCUUUAGGUCUGGUAUAGACACAGGGAACGUAAAGCUAAAGAGCUACUCUAUAGCCCAGUAGUUGGGAGCGGUUACCAGCUAACCCCACACUCAUGGCAUCACAGGAGCAAUGGCAAAUAUUAUCUGGAGACUGACUUUUUGUGGGGCUGGAGAUAAAAAUCUAGUAAUUAGUGCUAGAGAGAUGCAAGUUUGAAAUUCGCCGUGUUUGUCAGAUGUGGAAGGUGGAUGUACUUGAAGGUUGGAGAAUUUUCCCCCUGCUAUACGUCUUUUUAUAAAGCUUCCUUGCUUAUAAGGAAAACAGUUUUUGGUGUUUUCCUGCUAUUGUAAAAUGGCAUUUCUGCUGGCCUAGGCCUGCAGCUUGCUGGACAGGGCUAGGACUCGCAGCCCUUGCCAGGGAUAAGCCAUGCUGUUCCUGGCUGCAGCCAGUUCUCAAUGGCAAAUGACACCUUCCUUUCUUUCCUUCUCAAACGUUGCAGUGUUAUGCAAGUCAAGUGACCUCGUUUUCCAGCUAUGCAAUAUGAAUAACAGUAACACGUGAUGAACCAGCUGUAUCCCCCCCUCCUUGAAGCGCUUUUUGAAUUUGUCCAUCUUUGGCGUGUGGUUUCGUGUUUGUAUUGUUAAUUCUGAGCACCUGAGCCAGAUCCUUUAAAGAUUGCCUUUUUCUAGGACUGAAAACGUAGCAUUAGCGCUAACAAAUUUUACUGUAAAUAUUUUUAUAAGACAAUUUUAAAUUUUUUGGAUUGCUUUUUAUGGUCGUCAAUGACGCUUCUGUUAAAUUCUGAAUCUAAUUCUUACACUCCAGUGCAGGUUUUGCUGGCCGUGAUGUAGGUGUGAAUCUAUGUUUUCAGCAGAAGAUAUUACAUGUUGUAACUAAGAUCUGGAAUAGCUCGUAUGUUGAUUCCAACAUAUUAGAAGGACAGCACUGGGCUCAACAUUAUGAGAUAAAUUAAAAUUCAUUACCUCAGUCACCAGUACGCUCUUAGAUUAUUAGUAAUUUUACAACAGUUUCAAACUCUGAUUUAAUUUUCUUGUGCCAUGUGUUUGCUUCCUAGUCAGCUUGGUGGACAAGCUGUCUCUCAGCAGUUUCAUUUCUCUGCUCCUGCAUGAGCACGGCGCUGCUUGGAGGAGGAGGAUGCCAUGCACACAACAGCGUGCACGUGCAACCCCCCCCGCCGGACUGCCAGAACCACUGAAAUUACAGCAGGAGGUUUUGUAAAAGCUUUACAAACCCAACUCAGGCUACUCCCUCACCGUGGCCCUUUGUAAAUAUGAAGGUUUUCCUCAGCUCUCCCCUGUCGUUGGUUCUUUUUGGGGGUCCCCCAUGUGCUGAUCCCCUGUGGGAUUCUGGCCGUGGGUUUCCCAAAGGUGACUUGAGCAUCCCUGGGGUUGUGCACCCACAAAAGCCACCGGCAUCUCCUGUGGGUACGCAGGCUGCUGGGCUGGCCAAACAGGCAGGCAUAUGUAAAGCAGGAUAAAUUUGCCUGAAGCAAUCUGUUGUUUAAACAAGUUUGAAUCAAGUCCAUCUUUUCCAUUUGUGCCUAAUAGAUAAAUUGGGGGUGAUUAAAACCAAUUUUCCAUUCAUUCAGUUUAUCCAAAUACUUUUUUUGUACAGAUGUAUACAGCACUGUAAUUACCAUAAAUAUAUUUGGCAGCAUUUGCAUGACACCACCAUGAAAGCUUUAAUACUGUUCUCUCGUUUGCAGUGUUUGGAGACCAAAAUCCUUAAUAGCCAGCAACGUGCGAUGCUUAUUCAUCAAGCUAACAGGAUGGUUCAACUGAUAAAUGCAGCUCGUUUUUAACCUUUGGGAUUCAUUACUAGUAAAAUGUAGUAUCAAAGCAGUUGCCCCUUGGCUUAACAUCAUGCCCACAAAUCACAUUCACAGGAGCAUGAUUUGUUGCUCAAAGCUACAGUGUUUGGGAGUGCAUUAGACAUUAUAGGCUGGAAAUAAGUUAAUUCACUUUUUUUCCUCUGCCCUUAUCUUUGUUUAUGGGUUUAUAAAUUAUUUUCCUCUACAGUGACAAUAAAUAAAUAUCAAGAAUAUUAAUUUGUAAAUUUUAUGUAUUAAAAAAACCAACCUUAAAAGUAAUGGACAAUUGUGAAAUAAUUUACCUGGGUGUGAAAUUCUUUGUUUUUGUAAAACAGACUUUGUUGGUUCAGUAGCUGACAGUAUACCGUAAUGAGUUGGUUGACUGUUUAAGCUCAUUUUUUAAAUUGAAGAUUUUCUGCAUGAAUGUGAAGGACCAAGGACUUUGCAAAGUAAUUCUCUUGUCCAGUGCGACGAACGACUCAAGAAACAUAUAUAUUUAUAUUAUAAAAGAAAAUCACGUUGUAGUUCCCCAUCUGUUAAUUUGAAUAAA
Athene cunicularia (burrowing owl) is the source of this 6334-nucleotide messenger RNA. It is a transcript of the gene KLHL3, whose product is annotated as kelch like family member 3. Gene Ontology annotation, cellular component: cytosol. Lineage: Eukaryota; Metazoa; Chordata; Aves; Strigiformes; Strigidae. Bases 100 to 1767 code for a protein of 555 amino acids. The record is from RefSeq and is a predicted model, not a curated record. The transcript has 15 exons. Gene Ontology annotation, molecular function: protein binding. Gene Ontology annotation, biological process: renal sodium ion absorption; monoatomic ion homeostasis; protein K48-linked ubiquitination.